CAGAGCGAAUGGUUUUGCCCGCGCACUCGCUCCAGCAGCACUGGUAGCACACAAGAGGACUACAAGAUACUGAUUUUUUUUUGUGGGUGUCUUGUCAGUUUUCAGUAGUAACGCAUUUACAAGCUAUAAACACUGGAAUAGCCUUGAAAAUACUCUCGGGACUGGACGGCAUCUCCAAAGAGACCUCAGUGUCUCUCUCUACGGCGGCAGUGUCGUUCGGAUGAGACCAGUAAAAGAGCUGCACUGCCAGUGCCUGGAAAUAAAUAAGGCACUCCUAUCCAUCCCUCUGUCCACCCCCCUCCCUCCCUUUCUCCUCUUGAGGCUGUAAAUAAGCUGGGGCUGUGCAAGACCCUUGAGAGUCCCCCCUCCCCUCCCACUCUUCCCCACCACUGCCUUCCUCCCCCUUCAAAACUCCCUCUGACCAUUCAGACUCUGCUGCUGCUCUUUAUGCUGCUGAAAGGCGCCAGGGAGAUGCUCAGAUGAUCCAUCGGGCCAUCCUGAACCACACCGUCCAUACAGCCCAAGACAGGGAAGACUAACUAGUGCGAGUGUGAGAGAGCCCUUGGAGGGUGCUGCGAGUACCCUGUGAGGCCUGCCCACCAAGCCUGGCAGAAAGCUUGGCUUGCCCCUUCACUACUCCAGCCCCUGAGAUGCCCUCCCCUCCCAAUGAUGGAGAGGAUCAAGGAGCGUCCCCCGCGAACGGGCCAUCUGUGGGCUCCUACCAGAGCAGUGGGAAGAGGAAGGUGCACACCAAAAAGAAAAAAGGCACUAUCACCGCCAAUGUCGCCGGCACCAAAUAUGAGAUUGUUCGUAUAGUCAUCAAUGAGAUGGACUUCAUCAAGGCCCGGGAUGAUGACGAGACUGCCAACCUCAUCUGGAAUGACUCGGCCGUGCAGCAUGAGAAAAUCGCUGAGCUCAGGAAUUAUCAGAGAAUUAACCAUUUCCCUGGCAUGGGCGAAAUCUGCCGGAAAGACUGCCUAGCAAGAAACAUGUCCAAAAUGAUCAAGUGCCAGCCUCAAGAGUACAGCUUCAUACCCAAGACCUGGAUCUUCCCCGCUGAGUACACUCAGUUCCAGAACUACGUCAAAGAGCUGCGCAGGAAACGCAAGCAGAAGACCUUUAUUGUCAAACCUGCCAACGGAGCCAUGGGUCACGGGAUCUCGCUUAUCCGCAACUGUGAGAAGCUGCCAGCCCAGGAGCACUUUAUUGUUCAGGAGUACCUGGACAAACCCUUCCUGAUGGAGGGCUACAAGUUUGACCUGCGCAUCUACAUCCUCGUCACUUCCUGCGACCCACUUCGCAUUUUCCUGUACAACGAUGGCCUAGUUCGCAUGGGCACAGAGAAGUACCAUGCACCCAGUGAGGCCAACCUGAGCCAGCUUUACAUGCAUCUGACCAACUACUCAGUCAACAAACACAAUGAGAACUUUGAGCGAGACGAGACAGUGGACAAAGGCAGCAAGAGGUCCAUCAGCUGGUUCACUGAGUUCCUCCGCACCAACGACUACGAUGUGGCCAAGUUCUGGGGAGACGUUUCGGAACUGGUGGUGAAGACAUUAAUAGUAGCUGAGCCCCACGUGCUGCACGCCUACCGCAUGUGUCGCCCUGGCCAGCCACCAGGGAGCGACAGCGUCUGCUUUGAGGUCCUGGGCUUUGACAUCAUCCUGGACCGCAAACUCAAACCCUGGCUACUGGAGAUCAAUCGAGCUCCAAGCUUUGGAACCGAUCAGAAGAUUGAUUACGACGUGAAGAAAGGGGUGCUGCUCAAUGCUCUCAAACUCCUCAAUAUUAGGGCUAGUGAUAAGAAACGUAACCUGGCCCAGCAAAAGGCAGAGGCUCAGAGACGGCUCUACGGACAUGGCUCCAUGAAGAAACUCUCAGCUGCUUCGUCAGACUGGGAAAAACAACGUCACACGUUGGAGAGAAGGAGAGAAGAGCUGAAAGAGAGACUGGCACAGGUCCGCAAGCAGAUCUCCAGGGAGGAGCAUGAAAAGCAGCAUCUGGGGAACUACAGACGUAUUUACCCCCCAGACGACAAGCUGCUGUUGGAGAAGUAUGAAAGCCUGCUCUCGGCCGCCUUUCAGACCUUCCUCGCUGGGCGAGCUGCCUCACUUCAAAAGGAAAUGAAUAAUCCUCUGAAACGAAUGAAGGAGGAGGACAUCUUGGAUCUGCUGGAGCAAUGUGAACUGGAUGACGAGAAGCUGAUGGGCAAAUCCUCCAGGCAACGAGGCCCUAAGCCCUUGACUGCCAUGCCAGAAUGCAGCCAGACACCAAGACGUCAACGACCAGACUAUCUGGCCGACUUCACCAGCGGCAGCAGCGCUGAAAACUCCUGCUCUUCCUCAGACGAAGAGGAGGAGGAGAGGAGGAAAGCAAGAGGAGGAGGACGAGGCGGAGAGAAGAGGGAGAAGAAAGUUUCGUACGACCUUGGGGAGAACAAGGAGAAGAACUUGGCUGAGCGCUCAGGCCGUAUGCACUGGAAACCUCCAAUCAAGUCGCUUAAAACCAGCCCUGCCCCCACUGCCUCACCGACGCUCUCUGGUCCAAUCAGACGUUCCAUCUCCUGUCCCCGCUCCAUUGCCUCACUCUCGUCACCCAGUGAGGUGCGAGCGCUGUCCACCAGGCCUUCCCCUACAGUUCCCAUGGCCACACCCCUCGUCAGGCCGAGCUCUGCCACGCUGCGCUCUCACUCGCUGAGCCGCAGUGGCUCCGCCCACCGUGUGCCUCACAGCAACAGCCUGGGAACUAUUCACUCCAACAUAGGUGAUCCACUGAUAAACCUGAGGAGUAAAGAGCAGGAAGCAGAGCUGGUGCGUCAGACUCUGGCUGCACUCACGGCCAUGAGGAUCAGAUUUCCCGGCAAAACAGAGGAAGAGGCCGAGGCCGUGCUGGAUGAGAUCCUUGACAACUGGAAAUACCACAAACCAAAGGUGGCCUCCUAUUGGCUAGUGAAGCUGGACUCCACCAAACAACGGAAAGUGUUGGACAUUGUGCGUACCAACGUACGCUCGGCACUGCAGCGAAUCUGGAGGGAGCCAGACGUAGAGAGCCUCCACCUCUACCGGCUGUUUAACCGUGUCUUCAACCGACUGCUCUGGAGUCACGGCCAGGGCCUGUGGAACUGUUUCUCCAACACUGGUUCAUCGUGGGAGACUAUCUUCAGUAAGAGCAGCGAGGUGGUGUCACCCCAGGAGCUGCAGUGCUGCCGCCGGCUGGUCCAGCUGUGUCGAGACUGCCUUUUGGUCGUCUACAAGUUUGUCUCAGAGUCCCGUGGCUCUUUGACUGGACUCAGCCCCGAAUGGGAUGACACCAGGUAUCUGCUGCCAGUGACCUCCCAGUUCAUCAUGAAGUGGCCUUCGUCCAGCUUUGGCCGAAUCUCCUCGGCCAUGCCACGCUCCCGCAGCCUUUUUGCCGCCAGGAUGGGCCACUUCUGAGGUCACCGUGGCAACCCUGGCUUCUGACACCUCGCCUUUUGACCUCAGCCUCCCUCCCCCUUGACUCUCACCCAGCCAAACUCCAAUCUCAGCAAUCCCACCACGGAUCUGAAUUCCGGGGCGGCUCUGGACGCCGGAUGGAGCCUCAACCUUGGCCAAAUCCCCUCGUGGAAGAUCAACAAAGAAAGGCUGGACGACUCGGGAUUGCUAAAGGGCCAUGUUCAUUUUAGUUUAGUUUGGCCCUGCUCAGACCAGCAGACCACCGGUACCCUCAAACCCUCCCUUUAGCCCCAGUAACACCAGACAAUGGGUUUAUCCCUCUUUUCUCAUUGUAAUUGCUGUAUUAUACCUACUCACUGUACAGUUACAAGUCAUGGUACUGUAAAAGGAAAGAAUAACAAAUACUAAACAAUGCAAGGAUUAUUUAUUUAUGUACUUAUUUAUUUUGUAAGGUAUUCCAUGAAUGCAGUGAAUGCUGAUGCAGAAUGCAGAUAUGGAAUGAUAUCAACAAAGCUAUCCCUUGUUUGAGAAAGUGGAUGUAAAAAAAGGAAAAAAAACAAAAACAACAAAAUGCUUAUUUUUGCUGGCUGUAAUUACUUCUUUUAUUUCUGUAUUCUGAAUUUAAUUUAUUUCAUAACUUAUAUCAGAGGCUUUAUGUUUAUAUAUAUAUAUGUUUUAACAGUCACUUUAUGUUCUAGUUUUUGCAGUUCAGAGUAACAGUAGAAAGGUGAUGCCCAGAUAACUCAAAAUGUUUAACUUUUGAAUGCUAAUGCUUCAUGUUUUACACGUGUGAUAAUAAGUGCAGCACUAUUAUUAAGCAACAAAAUGUUUAGAAUGUCAAUGUAGUAAAAGCCAAGCCUCUUUGCCUCUUAGAGAACGAGCUGACUUUGAUGCCACAGCGUAAGGAGCCAAACUUAAGUCUCAGAGAGCACCCAGUUCCUAAUAUAUGCACUUUGCAGUUUGUCACAGAGAAAGAGAAAAGUGGGUGCACAUUACAGUAGUGUUUGCAUGCCUAGAUUUUAGCCCCUUGCCCAGAUGUAGUGGUUAGACAGGGGAGCUGCGUUUGGAUUAUACUUGAAGUUCUGUGUUGUCAUUAAUUAUCGUGUCUUUGUAUCGGCUGCUCUCAGAAGAAGACACUUCGCUUUUAGAUUUGUCUCGUCUCGAGUGUGGAUGUGUUAAGGAUAAUAAGGUCGUGUUGCAUCGCUUAGAGAUUGUGCAGCACGUUGAAUGACUCGGCUCAUCAGCCCAAAUGCACCGUAUUGACACGGUCGGUGAUUUGCCUGGGAUGAGCAGCUGCAGCCUUUUCCCCCCCCCUGCCGCGUUGUAGGUACAAGUGCCAGGGAAAGUCACGGAUGUGCCAAUAAUAAGCACGUCUACUUCAUGUUUCAGUUGGGUUUUAUUUAAGGUUAAUAUGUCAUGAAACUACUGUAGGACCUGAGUUAAAUACAGUAUUAAAUGUUGGUAGGGAGAAAUGCAGUGUUGUAUGUUUAGUAGUUUACUUGGCUCUGUGUACUACCCCAUCAGAUGACACAUUCACUAAACUUUUAAGGAUGAUAGUUUGUCAACAGACUGUACAACACAGUACAGUUUACAUUUUAUAACAUCGGUGUUGACUAAUAUGUGUAGCAGCAAUGCUGUGCUAAAUCUGCUCAAACUGAAUCCCCCCCCACACACACACUGAACAUCAAUUCACAAUGCCAAAUAUUUUUUAUUUUGCCUGAUUUUAUUUGUGUUAUUUAAGAGUAGUACUUUUUUCAUUGGAGGUAUGAGAUUUUUAAUUUUACAUAGCAAUAAAAUGUUUAAACAAA
Molecule: messenger RNA, 5242 nt
Organism: Lates calcarifer (barramundi perch)
Lineage: Eukaryota; Metazoa; Chordata; Actinopteri; Centropomidae
Gene: ttll7
Product: tubulin tyrosine ligase-like family, member 7
Exons: 21
Coding region: 651-3434 (927 amino acids)
Biological process (GO): protein polyglutamylation; microtubule cytoskeleton organization
Cellular component (GO): cilium
Molecular function (GO): tubulin-glutamic acid ligase activity; tubulin binding
Source: RefSeq, a predicted model, not a curated record